Pistacia vera is the source of this 1739-nucleotide messenger RNA. RefSeq names its product AAA-ATPase ASD, mitochondrial-like. Bases 8 to 1636 code for a protein of 542 amino acids. Gene Ontology annotation, molecular function: ATP binding; ATP hydrolysis activity. The transcript has a single exon. The record is from RefSeq and is a predicted model, not a curated record. NCBI's taxonomy places the organism in Eukaryota, Viridiplantae, Streptophyta, Magnoliopsida, Sapindales, Anacardiaceae.
CAGCCAAAUGCAAUCUACUUGUGGGAAUCUUUAUAACUUAACCAGCAAGGUUCAAAUUAACACAAUGGUGAAGAUGGGAGAAUUUUGGGCAACUCUAGGCUCAGUUAUAGCGAGUUUGAUGUUUGUAAGGGCAAUUCUUAAAGAAUACUUCCCAUAUCAACUAUGGGGCUAUAUUGAAAAAUACAGUCACAAACUUGUUCGUUUUGUGUAUCCAUAUAUUGAAAUUACGUUCCCUGAAUUCACAGACGAACGUCUCAAGCGCAGCGAAAUCUUCUCCGCAAUUCAAACCUAUCUCAGCGCCAAUGAUUCCGUGCGUACGCGAGCUUCAAGGUUUAAAGCCGAUGUCGUCAAAGAUAGCAAGUCUAUUGUCCUCAGUAUGGACGAUAAAGAAGAGGUUACCGAUGAGUUUAAAGGCGUCAAAAUUUGGUGGGUACUGGGUAAAAACACUCCCAAAAGAGACUUUUCGUUUUCAUUUUACCCUGCUGCGGAUGAGAAGAGAUUUUACAAGCUCACUUUUCAUAAGAGUCACAGGGAUUUGAUCACGGGUUCUUAUAUUAGCCACGUGUUAGACGAAGGAAAAGCCACUACAGUGAGGAACCGGCAGAGAAAACUAUACAGUAACAAUCCGAGCAAGAACUGGCAUGGCUGGAAAGCAACAAAAUGGAGCCAUGUUCAUUUUGAGCAUCCGGCGACGUUUGAUACUUUGGCAAUGGAGAGAAAGAAGAAAGAAGAUAUCAAGAAAGAUCUGAAGAAGUUUAGUGAAAGCAAAGAGUACUACAAGAAAAUAGGGAAGGCUUGGAAGCGUGGAUAUCUCCUCUAUGGUCCUCCAGGAACUGGUAAAUCAACCAUGGUGGCCGCCAUGGCGAAUUUUUUGAACUAUGAUAUCUAUGAUCUUGAACUUACAACCGUCCAGGACAACACUGAGCUGAGGACUCUUUUGAUCGAGACGUCGAGUAAGUCAAUCAUUGUCAUAGAGGACAUCGAUUGCUCACUUGAUCUUACUGGUCAACGCGAGAAGAAAAAAGAGAAAGAUGAUGAAGAAGAAGAGACGGAUCCGAUUAAAAAGAAACAAAAAGAAAUGGAAAAGGAGAGAGACAAAAGCAGCAAGGUUACACUAUCCGGGCUGUUGAAUUUCAUUGACGGGCUCUGGUCAGCUUGUGGGGGAGAAAGAAUCAUUGUGUUUACAACUAAUUUUGUGGACAAGCUCGAUCCAGCUCUUAUUAGAAGAGGAAGAAUGGAUAUGCGCAUUGAAAUGUCUUAUUGUAGCUUUGAAGCAUUCAAGGUGCUGGCUAAGAAUUAUUUGAAUAUUGAGUGGCAUGAAUUGUAUGCAGAAAUUGAGAGAAUGUUGGCGGAAACCGAUAUGACUCCUGCUGAUGUUGCGGAGAAUUUGAUGCCGAAGUCUGACGAGGAAAAUGCAGAGAGUUGUUUGAAGAAUUUGAUUGAAGCUCUUGAGGUCGCGAAGGAGGAAGCGAGAAAGAAGGCCGAGGAAGAAGCGCGGUUGAAGGCGGAGAAAGAAAAGAAAGAAAAAGAGAAGUCUGCAGAAGAAAAUGUGAACAAAGAGGAAGAAACUUCAGGUAAUAAAGAUAAAGAGUUUGGCUCCAUUGAUCAUAAGGAAGGUAAAGGAGUGGAGAAUUGAUCUUGAAUGACAAGCAUAGUGAAUUGGCUGUCAUAUGUUCUUUAAUUUUGUUCUACAAAAUAAGUUGAUUAAUGGUUGAAUGUGUUUGUGUAUAUUUUCAUAA